CAAAAGUUCACAUUUAUGACAGAUAGACAUCAGGGAAUUAUUAAAUCGGUGCUGAAGUACUUUCCUGGUUGCUACCACUCAUAUUGUAUUCGUCAUGUGAAAGAAAACUUCAAGAAUCAGGUGCUUGUCCAUUAUCGUGCAGCUGACAGAAAGAGGCUGCUUGAUUUAGUAAAUGCUGUUGCGUAUACUCCAAGGCUUAAUGUUUUUCAAAAGCUAAUUGGGAAGCUUACAUCAGGAGCCCCUGGUGCUUCCACCUUUCUCCUACAUGCCAACCCCGAGCAUUGGGCAAACGCAAUUUUUCCAGGUCCACGCUGGGGCACUAUGACAUCUAACGUGGCUGAGUGUUUUAAUAGUUGGAUCUUGGAGGCUCGUCAUCUGCCUAUCCCUCAUAUGGUUGACCAUAUCAGGCUUCAAAUUAUGCAGAUGAUGCAUGAACGGCGUAAUCAAGGAUAUAGCAUUCAAACCCACCUAUGUCCAGAUGCUGAGAAAGUGUUACAUAAAAAUGCAGAAGAUGGUCGGAGAUUAUCCGUGUUUACGUCCAACAUAAUGAUAUAUGACGUAAAGGAUACAAACUACUCAUGCAAAGUUGACCUCCAGAAUUGCAGCUGCUCUUGUGGCGAGUGGCGAAUCUUCGGCAUGCCAUGUAAGCAUGCUUGUGCUUGCAUCGAGAAGGCCGGCAGAUCCUUGUACCAAUUCACUGACAUUUGGUUCCAAGCUGAAUUGUAUAGAACAACAUAUGCCGAAGCAAUUAAUCCAAUUCCUGAUAUUGAGGAGCCGCACAGUGCAUCUGAAGAGAUUCACAUUCUACCUCCUAUGAAAAAGACACGUCCUGGCAGGCCUAAAAAGAAGAGAAGACCUUCUCAAGUUGAGUUAGUACGUGAUAUGAGAUGUGGACGAUGCGGGAAGCUUGGGCACAACAGAAGGACAUGUAAUGAGGUCAUACUGUAAACAAUAUGGUGCUCUACUAUACAUUGAAGAUUCUAGAUGGUCUAAAAGUGGUGCAAUUGCAAUGGCCAAAUGCUUAUCGAUGGUGCAGUCGAGAAUAUGGGGAAGGAUGUGGUGACGUUGUAGUAAAGGAAGACCUUUUGAAGUAAAGGAAGUUGAUUGUUGAUGUUGUCAACUAAUACAAAUUUUGGAUUAUUUCAGAAUUUAUCAAUGUGGAAUACUAUUAAGUUCCUUUUUCAUAUUAAUUUGUUGAUGUUAGCUGAUGCUAUGCCUUUUUGGGUGGCUGAUUUAUGUGGAGAGACCUUCUGUUGACUGGAAUUGUUCAGAGGAAGCUUUUUUUUUA
This is a messenger RNA of Phoenix dactylifera (date palm), 1288 nucleotides long. The record is from RefSeq and is a predicted model, not a curated record. Lineage: Eukaryota; Viridiplantae; Streptophyta; Magnoliopsida; Arecales; Arecaceae.